ACGUCAAUUACAAGCGCCGUUUGAGUUAACAGAACAGAAUUCAGAAAGCAUGGCUGCGAAUAUGAGAUUGCCAACUAUUCGGAAACAAGUAUCGUUAUCAUCCUCUCUGUCUGCUUUGGAUGGAAAAGAUCUAGUUGUUCCCGGUGAUGUGAUCACAUCAGAUACAGGGUUUAUGAGGGGUCAUGGGACUUACAUGGAUGAAGAAAAACUAACAGCCUCUGUGGCAGGAGAGGUGGAGAGAGUGAACAAGCUCAUCUGUGUACGGCCGCUCAAGACCAGGUUCAACGGGGAGGUUGGAGAUGUGGUGGUUGGGAGGAUCACAGAGGUGCAGCAGAAGCGCUGGAAGGUGGACACCAACUCCAGACUGGACUCUGUGUUGCUGCUGUCCUCUGUCAAUCUGCCCGGAGGAGAGCUGAGGAGACGGUCAGCAGAAGAUGAGCUCACCAUGAGAGACUACCUUCAGGAGGGGGACCUCAUCAGUGCAGAGGUACAGUCUGUUUUCUCAGAUGGGGCGCUCUCUCUUCACACCCGCAGUUUAAAGUAUGGAAAGUUGGGGCAAGGAGUUCUUGUGCAGCUAUCUCCCUCUUUGAUCAAGAGACAGAAAACCCACUUCCACAACCUGCCGUGUGGGGCCUCCAUCAUCCUGGGCAAUAAUGGCUUUGUGUGGCUGUACCCCACCCCAGGACAUCAGGACGAGGAGGCUGGAGGAUACUACACCAGUCUUGAGCCUGUCUCUCUCUCAGAUCGGGAGGUGAUCUCACGGUUGAGGAACUGCUUGCUGGCCUUGGGGGCACACAAGGUGCUUCUGUACGACACCAGUGUGCUCUACUGUUACGAGUCAUCACUCCCACACCAGAUCAAGGAUAUCUUAAAACCAGAGGUGAUGGAGGAGAUUGUGAUGAUGACACGUCAGAAACUUGUCGAACUGGAGGGUUAGAGUACCAGAUGCAACCUUCCUUAACGUAAUGGAAGGUUUGUGUUCCCUGCAUUCCAAGUUUAGGCAUCAAGGCCUUAACCACAUUGGGGACUGAACCUAAACCCAAGUUCUGAACUUGUCUCUCAAGCAGAAGAUACCGUGACCUGUAUAUCCCCUUUUUGAUACAAUCUUCUGGCUUCACCAGGAAAUGUAUUUCUCUGCAGUUUAGUUUAUGAAGCUAAAAAUAUAAACA
Oncorhynchus tshawytscha (Chinook salmon) is the source of this 1169-nucleotide messenger RNA. Its product is annotated as exosome complex component RRP4. The coding region runs from base 50 to 937 and encodes 295 amino acids. Lineage: Eukaryota; Metazoa; Chordata; Actinopteri; Salmoniformes; Salmonidae. The record is from RefSeq and is a predicted model, not a curated record. Gene Ontology annotation, molecular function: RNA binding. Gene Ontology annotation, biological process: TRAMP-dependent tRNA surveillance pathway; exonucleolytic trimming to generate mature 3'-end of 5.8S rRNA from tricistronic rRNA transcript (SSU-rRNA, 5.8S rRNA, LSU-rRNA); poly(A)-dependent snoRNA 3'-end processing. Gene Ontology annotation, cellular component: cytoplasmic exosome (RNase complex); nuclear exosome (RNase complex). The transcript has 9 exons.